AUGGUGGCAAAUGUGUUUUCCAAUGGGCUUCUGCUCGUGCAGCUCUUUGCUGCCCUGGUCUUGGGAAAAGCGGCCUCCAGUCCUCUCUACAAGGAUGCCAAUGCUCCCGUGGAAAAGAGAGUGAAGGACUUACUGAGUCGAAUGACUAUUGAGGAUAAGAUGUCCCAGUUGAUUCAGGGUGAUCUUACGAAUUGGAUGAACCAAACCUCAGGAGAAUUCAACUACACCGGCCUGGUCACCAACAUGGAGACGAAGGCAGGCACAUUCUAUGUUGGAUACCCUGUUUCUUGGAAUUGGAUCUCCGACAACAUCAAGAGAGCCCAGGACUAUCUCAUCCAAAACACCACUCUGGGAAUUCCUGCAAUUGUUCAGACUGAGGGUGUCCACGGAUUCUUGGCGGGUAACGCCACUAUUUUCAAUUCGCCAAUUGCCUACGGAUGCUCUUGGAAUACAGAUCUUGUCGAAAAAAUGGCGGAAAUCAUUGCACAAGAAGCCAAAGCACUUGGCGUCAACCAGCUCUUUGCCCCGGUUGUUGAUCUUGCCCGUGAACUUCGAUUUGGUCGGGUCGAAGAAACCUUCACCGAGGACACUUUCCUCGCUGGAGAAUACGGUUAUAGCUACGUCAAGGGAGUGCAAGGCAAGAACGUGUCAGCUAUGGUCAAGCACUUUGCGGGCUUCAGUGCCCCCGAGCAGGGACUUAAUACUGGCCCAGUUCACGGUGGUGAACGGGAGUUGCGCACAACCUGGUUGCCUCCUUUCAAGCGAGCUAUCAUCGAUGCCGGUGCUUGGUCUAUCAUGGCUGCAUACCACUCAUGGGACGGAAUUCCAGCUGUUUCUGACUACCACACUCUGACCGAAAUCCUAAGAGAAGAAUGGAGGUAUGAAUACUUCGUCAUGAGCGAUGCUGGUGGCAGCGACAGAGUGUGCUCCUACUUUAGGCUUUGCGAGAGCGAUCCUAUUGACAUGGCAGCAGUUACCACACAACUGCUGAAUGCUGGAACCGACGUUGAGAUGGGUGGCGGUUCUUUCAACUUCCAGAAAAUUCCCGAGCUUGUCAAGUCCGGCAAGCUCGAUGUCAACGUUGUCGACUCUGCGGUCUCUAGGUUGCUCCGGGUCAAGUUCGAAAUGGGCCUCUUUGAGAACCCAUACCCUGCUGCGCCUCAGAACGAGUGGCAUAAGCUCAUCAACAGCCCCGAGGCUGUAAAAGUUGCAAGAGACCUGGAUAAGGAGUCUAUCAUCCUACUUGAGAACCACGACAACAUCCUACCUCUGCAGAAGUCGAGCAACAUUGCGGUCAUUGGGCCUAUGGCUGGUGGUCUCAUGAACUAUGGUGACUACGUGGCCUACAGGAGUCAAUACCGAGGUGUCACUCCCCUCGAUGGUAUCAAGGCCGCAGUUGAUGACAACGCUCAGGUCCACUAUGCCCAGGGAUGCGACCGAGCGAGCAGUGACCAGUCAGGCUUUGAGGAGGCAAUUGAGGCCGCAAAGAAGUCCGAUGUGGCUGUCGUGGUUGUUGGAACCUGGUCGCGUGAUCAGGGAGAACUCUGGACAGGGCUGAACGCAACAACUGGCGAACACGUCGACACCGACGAUCUGUCCCUUGUCGGCGCCCAAGGACCUCUAGUCAAGGCUAUAGCCGACACCGGCGUGCCAACAAUUGUCAUCUUCUCAAGCGGCAAGCCCAUCACAGACACCUGGAUCGCAAACUCCACCGCCGCCCUUGUGCAACAGUUCUACCCAUCCGAGCAGGGUGGCAACGCCCUCGCCGACGUCCUCUUCGGCGAUUAUAACCCCUCCGGCAAGCUAUCUGUCAGCUUCCCCCGCUACGUGGGCGAUCUCCCUGUCUUCUAUGACUACCUCAACUCCGGACGCUCCAUAAGUGACGUGGGCCAUAAGUAUGAAAACGGAACUCUCGUAUUCGGCCACUCAUACGUUCUCGGUGACGCCUCGCCGUGGUACCCCUUCGGCUAUGGCAAGAGUUAUUCCACCUUCAAGUAUGGAACUGUCAAGGUCGAUAAAAGCGAGAUCUCUGCGUCCGAGAAGACUGUCACUGUGAGCGUUGAUGUGACAAAUACCCAUACUACUCGUGAGGGUACGGAGGUUGUGCAGGUCUAUGUCAAGGAUGAGAUUGCGUCUGUUGUUGUUCCUAAUCGUCAGCUCAGGGGAUUCAAGAAGGUAGUCAUUCCUGCUGGAAAAACUAAGACUGUCAAGAUACCUAUCAAGAUUGAGAAUCUUGGUCUCUGGAAUACAAGGAUGAAGUAUGUUGUUGAGCCUGGUCAAUUCACUGUCCUUGUGGGUAGCAGCUCUGAAGAUAUUCGUGGUAACGCUACGUUUGUUGUUCGGUGA
Messenger RNA from Penicillium digitatum Pd1, 2346 nucleotides. RefSeq lists its product as uncharacterized. Gene Ontology annotation, molecular function: beta-glucosidase activity. Gene Ontology annotation, biological process: glucan catabolic process. The record is from RefSeq and is a predicted model, not a curated record. Lineage: Eukaryota; Fungi; Ascomycota; Eurotiomycetes; Eurotiales; Aspergillaceae.